AUGAAGAAGGUUGAAGAUGGUAAAAAGUUGUACGUGAACGGUGAACUUGGGUUCUUCCCAUCCUCCUCUGUUCUUUACAAUAAUAAACUUCAUGAUGUUCAAAACAUCACCGAUGCAAUUCAUGAAGGCAAGCUGCAUCAUGGUGAAGAUUGGCACGAGUCUGAUUCUGUUAAGCAUUGGACCUACGUCAUAGAUGGGAAGGUAACCACAUGUAAGGAGAACAUUGAAGUCCUUGAUGAAGAGAAAAAAUCAAUGACAUUCAAUCUCUUCGAAGGGGAUGUGGAACAGCACUACAAAAUUUUAAAGAUCAACCUGCAAGUAAUUGAUAAGGACGAUGGGGGUGCAAUUGCUAAAUGGAGUAUUGAAUAUGAGAAGGUUAACGAGAAUGUUGAACCUCCUUAUGGCUACUUGGGCUACCUAACCAAGCUUUCUAAAGAUACAGAUGAUCAUAUUCUUAAGGCAUAGCACCAAAAGCCUUGAAAGAAAAUAAUAAAAUAAAUGGAACUGGCGUUAUUAAUUUCCUAUAUGAUCACCAGUGCCUCAUUAAUUAAUUAAGUUUGAUAUGAAUAAUGAGGAUGCUUAUAUGUUUAAGCUUUCUUCUCUUGUUCCUUCUCUUGUGAACUUGGAGAUGCAUGUCCUUGUAUUGUUGUAUUGUGUGUUAAAUUAUAUCUUUAAGGUUCUCACUUGGAAUAAAAUGCAUGUAUUCACGUUUGAUAUUGUUAAUUAUAGGCUUAAAUAUGUUCGAGGUCCCCGAACUAUAGCACGAAAUUGGUUUUCGUCCCUAAACUAAAUUUUCGUUGUUUUUCAUCGUUUAA
This is a messenger RNA of Lotus japonicus, 815 nucleotides long. Its product is annotated as MLP-like protein 43. Gene Ontology annotation, biological process: defense response. The record is from RefSeq and is a predicted model, not a curated record. The transcript is spliced from 4 exons. NCBI's taxonomy places the organism in Eukaryota, Viridiplantae, Streptophyta, Magnoliopsida, Fabales, Fabaceae. Bases 1 to 465 code for a protein of 154 amino acids.